Molecule: messenger RNA, 2690 nt
Organism: Vitrella brassicaformis
Lineage: Eukaryota; Vitrellaceae
Source: the annotation of a GenBank genome assembly
GGCUUGAGUUGAGGGAUGAUGGAGAAGAGUGUGCAGCAGAUGCAGGAGGCCACCAACCGCCUACUUGAAGCCACGUAAGAGCAUCCGGCGUUGCUCAUGUGUCCGCCAUUCAUUCCCACCCGUCGAUGUGCAGUCCCGAGUUGGCUCAGCCCGACAGGGGCAGUCGCCACACGACCAAGAAAGACACUCUCAUCCAGCCGCCGGAGACCAAGAGGGACAAAAAGUCCGCACGGGUGCGCGGAGGACCAGAAAGAGAUGAGAAUCUCCAUUCAAUCGCGCGUGUAAGUGUGUGGCUGGCUGCAGAGUUCGUAUGACGAGGCGGGUGGAGCACCGAGUGGUGGCGGUGGUGGUGGCGGUCCCUCGUCUGCCAUGGCAGAGCUGCGGCGGCGGAACCAGGAGCUCGCCGAUCAGGUCAAAGAGCUCGAGCAGCAACUCAAGUACAGAACGGUACCAGCGCACGGACGACACGACACAUGGCCGGAAUGCAUCGUUUCAUGUGUGUCGGUCGGUCUGGCUGGCUGGCUGUCUGGCCUGCCGUUCAUCAGAGCACUUACAUCGAGCAGGAGGCGCGUUUCAAGGAGCAGAUAGGCCUGCUUGAGAAGCAGUUGCAGCACAGAACAGACGACGACUACCACAAGAGAAUGCAGGUAGGUGUGCAUUCGUGGACGUCGCCGGCCUUUCCAUGCGGUGUGUGUUAUUCCCUCAGAGCAUCAGGGGCCUGCAUGAGGACACUCUGCACGGGCUGGAGCUCAUCCAGGGCAACACAGCCAGAAUACUGCAGGGUAGGGUGGAGGAAGAGGGAGGGAGGGAGGGAGGGAGGAACACACGGUCGCCGUCGCUCUCCUGGUCGACAUAUGUGUCAUGUGUGUGGCGUGCAGACCAGGAGAAGGACCUCAUGAGGGCGUUCAGAGCCAGGUGGGUGGGCGGGCGGGUCAGCAGCGGCGACUCUCAACAGGGUGGAGACACACACACACACACACACACCCCACGGCGCUCGAUGUCUCUGUCUUCUUUCUGCAGGAUCCAAGACCUCAACAAAGAGCUCAAGACAAAAGAAAACAUGGUAGCCAUACGCCACACACACAACAUUUUGACGUCCAGCCCGCCCCUCUCUCUCCCCUCCACUCCCCUCCCUCUGUCUCCAUCGAUCUGCAGAAGGGGGACUAUUCGGCGGAGCUGCAGGCGCGCCAUCGUCGUGUGUUGCAUGAGCUGCACGCCGCCCAGGAGCUGGCGCAGAUCUUUGACAAGAAGAACCGGUCGUUGCAGGGCGACAACCAGCGGCUGCAGGAGCGGCUAAGGACCAGGGAGGACGACCGGCAGGCCGUCAUGAAGGAGCUCGUGGCCGCCAGACGGGAGAACAAGAGACUGAACAAUGAAGGUGCGGGCCCGGUGCGGAGAGAGUUGCUGGCUGGCUGUGUCUCCCUUUCUGUCUCUCUCUCUCUCUCUCUGUGUCACAUAUCUGUGUGUGGCUGUCCAUCGUCACUGUCUGUUGUGUCAGUUGAGGAGCUGACGGACGCUCGACUCAGAGAGCAAAAGGGUCGGUCAGUGACUGCCUGCCUGCCCACCCAGAAAAAACGCUAGAUCGGAUUGAGUGGUGCACUGCACUGCAUCCAUAUUCUUGUAUGUACACAGCGGGCAGCCAGAUGGAGGCGACGGCGUCCUCAGCGCCCCAGCGUGAUGGCCAGGAGGGAAUGAAGCCGCCGCAUGGCAUCGACUACAACGCCAACCGGAUCUACGAGCGCGACCUGCAGCGCAGAGAGGUAGGUGCCCCCGCGUAUCUAACGACACAUAUAUGCUCAGGCAGUGGGUGAGUGAUCUUACUCUUUUUGUCUUCCCAACGAGCUCUGAUGCAGGAAGUGCAGCGUCUCAGGAGGUCAGACAGACGGGACGGUCCGUCUGUGGACACUUGACAGACAGACAUUGAUGCGCGUGUGUGUGUGUGUGUUUACGUAUGUUGUUAUGAGUGCAGGGCUUUAGAGGCAGAGAGGCGGGCCAACGCGGGUCUGCAGCGCCAGCUCAACAACUUCCUCGCCUCACGCUCAGAGUGCGAAAUACUUCUCAGAGGCGCACUCGACGACGUCAAGCACGAGGUCCGAGGAUGGAUACAAGAGACACACGUCUUUGCGGCGUUGGGUGCGCGUGUGUUUAUGUGGGUAAUGCAGAUCCGUCGUCGUCGUGCGGCAGCAGCGCAGGAGGGCGACCGGCGGACCCCCGUGCCGCCGACGGAGGAGGUGCCAGUGCAGGAAUUCUCAGUCGCAGACAGAGAACGGGUCAGUCAGGCAGGGAUGGAGGGACACAGACUGUUGGGAAGAGAAACUAUGUUUGUGUAUGUGCGAGUCAGGUCAUCGAGUUGCUCUUAUCGCAAGAGAGGUCAGCAAGCAGCCUCACACCAAGGGGACACACGACGGAGACACACAUGAUCACAUGAUGAACGCACACACAGCGAUUUGGUGUUCUCGUGUUUUGUGUGUGUCAUCACCGUGUGUUCUGUAUGGCUGCAGGGUGGUGCAGUGUCUGUACGAGCGCACCUUCCCCGACGUCCAGCAGACGACGCCGCCGGCAGACUGACAGACCUGUCUGUCUACAUGUACGUGUGCCCGUCUGGUCUGUCCCCGGGAGGACAAUGGAUGUCUGCUAACGUGUGUGUGUGGUGUGUUUUUCCUUUCUGCUCGGUCGGAGUCCGGAGUUGG